AUGCCACUACCCCCAUCUUCGCAAGCUGCACUGAUCGGAGCUUGUGCCAGCUUAGGCUGGGCGUUUAAUAAUCAAGCCUAUACACCAAGGUCGCGCUCAGAUUCUUCGGUGAAAAACCUUUUGUGUUCAGGCUUUCUAAUUGAAACUAUAUCUGGGACAGUGGUGUUGCGUUGGGUCAAUUCACAACUGGGAAGGAUAUUAGGUUGGGUUGAGCGUGCUAUUCAACAGGAGCGGUGGGAUCCAAUAUCACCUCAGCAGCGGCAUGGAAGUUCAAUUGUUGAAGUUUACAGGAUUGUUGAAGAG
Messenger RNA from Ilex paraguariensis (yerba mate), 303 nucleotides. Lineage: Eukaryota; Viridiplantae; Streptophyta; Magnoliopsida; Aquifoliales; Aquifoliaceae. The record is from the annotation of a GenBank genome assembly.